This is a messenger RNA of Armigeres subalbatus, 4683 nucleotides long. It is a transcript of the gene wcy, whose product is annotated as WW domain-containing adapter protein with coiled-coil homolog. Gene Ontology annotation, biological process: regulation of autophagy; positive regulation of TORC1 signaling. The transcript has 11 exons. The record is from RefSeq and is a predicted model, not a curated record. Gene Ontology annotation, cellular component: nucleus. The coding region runs from base 648 to 3011 and encodes 787 amino acids. Gene Ontology annotation, molecular function: chromatin binding; RNA polymerase II complex binding. Lineage: Eukaryota; Metazoa; Arthropoda; Insecta; Diptera; Culicidae.
CAUUCGCGUAUUCGUUUUCGUUCGCAGAGCAGUGAUGGCGGCGUAGCAAUCAGAAAGAAACGAGAGUGUAUUUGAAAAGUAAUAAGCAGAUUCCGUGGAGGCUUGACUGCGUGCGCGAAAAAGUGGAGUCCGAAAGAGUGCGGAAGUGAUUUUGGCCAAGCUUGGGGUAUUUCGAAUUGGGGUCAUUUUCCAAGACGGGUUUACGGGCACUUCGGGAAGCAAACCGAGGAGGAGAAAAGCUAGGAAAGAAAAAUUUUCUCUGGGCAGACUCAGGGGACUACGCACACAAUCAAAGGAGUGUAGACAGCAUAAGGAGGAGAAAGAAGACGAAGAAAAGCGGGGCUGCUGCAAUUUUUGUUGUACCCCCAUUUUUUGCGUUUUUCCACUUUUAUUUCGGUACAAUUUGGAUCCGAGGGUCUGUAGGAGCGACCUCCGAGGAAGUUGUCUGCUAAAGCGACUUCCGAUUGGAUCCGGGGUGGAAAUUGCGGCGACCGAUUGUCGUCGUUUCUGGAAAAGUGUCCUCUUCCCCCAAGGGGCCCCCUGUCCUGGUGCGAGGGGCUACCGAACGGAGUAAGCGAAGAGAACCCUGGCCGGGAGGAGGCAGUAGGAAAAAAGAACGGGAACCUCUUUCAGUGUGUGUGCAUUAAAUGGUAAUGCAUGCCAGGAAACCGCAGCGUUUACUAAAUGAUGGGUACCACCAAUCCCAUCAGUAUCAGAAUUCUAAGUACGCCUCCAAGAGGGACUACGAACGAGAGGCUAGUCGAUCGGGUGGCUAUGGACGCGAUCGGGAUAAUUCUCCGGCUGGAAGUUCGCUAAACAAUGGCAAUUAUAAAUCAAUCUCACCAGACAUGGACUCACCGCGGGAUCGGGACCGUGAUAGGAAUCGUGAUCACGAUCGGGACCGAGACCGUGAUCGCGGCGGUGAUCGGUACCAGUAUGGUAUGAGCAAAAUGCGAGACAAGGAUCGCGAUCGGGAUUACAAAAAGGACAAAUAUUCGGAUUCUCUACGAUCGCCGAAGGAGAAACGAAGUCGCAGUGAUCGCGAUACAGACCAUCGUUCGAAUCAUGAUCGGAGGUUGAAGCUGUCCGUGUCGGAGAAGCGUGGUGGUUCGAGUUCAAAUUCAGAUGAUCGCGAUCGUGACCGGGAACGGGAGCGUAGUGAACGGGAGCGAGAACGAGAGCGGGAUCGUGAUCGAUUACGAGACCGUGAUCGUGAUCGAGGAGGUGGAGGAGGAGGGGGUGGUGGUGGCGGCGGUGGCGGUGGUGGCGGUAGCGGAAGUGGUGGGAGUGGAGGUGGCGGGGGUGGCAGUGGUUUAGGAGUGGGUGGCGAUCGGGUGAAUCGCGUUGGUGAUUGGAGUGAACAUGUCAGCUCGUCUGGCAAAAAGUAUUACUACAACUGUAAAACGGAAGUUUCACAGUGGGAGAAACCGCGGGAGUGGAUGGACAAGGAAAGUUACGGUUUUGAUAGGAUCAUGCCCAAGGAUCAGCAUAGAGAUUAUCGCGACAAAGAGCGCGAUAGAGAGCGGGAUAGGAAUGAUCGCGAUCGCGAUGAUCGGUAUUCGUCCUCUGCCGGCAGCCGGUCUACUUCGUAUGGCAAGCAUUCCAGCAGUAAAAGCAGUAACUCGAGGAUACGGUGGCCGGCGCAUGAGUCACAUAGGAGGAGGCAUGAUGAAAACCAAGAAAUGGAUAUCAGCCCCGGUGAUUCGACACCAACAUCAGAGGCCAACUAUUCCCACUCUAGUACGCCGACCAACCAACAGGGGCACAGUAAUAAUGCAGCCAACAACGAUGGCACCACUGCCGGAACGGGACUGAUGGCAAAUCAGUUGCCCCGAUUGCUAUCGAACCCGAUGGCAACGCAGAGUGGUAUUGCGAUGCCACCCCAUUCACAGUCACAAUCCUCAUCUAGCUAUCCGGCAACGGUAUCCACUUCAUCUCCAUCCGUACUGCAGCAACAACAACCGCACAUGGUUGUUGGAUCUAGUGGCGACCUUAUGUUAAGCUCGAAUACGCCCGGUCCACCGGGCUCGCAACAGCACCACCAACACCACCAUCAGCAGCACCAGCAGUCGCAACAACAGCAACAGUUAGGCCAGUCUCCCCAUUCAUCUGUGAAUCCAUCCGCUGCCAGUGCGAAUGUGUCCUCGUCGUCGUCAUCUUCGUUAGCCGGAUUGCCGAAAAUUCUUUCGCAGAUCACCGGCAACAAGACGAUAGAACACAACGAGCUGAAUCCCCAGAAAGCGCUGCAAACCAUCAACAAUGCAUUGUUGAUGCAAACGAGGCAACAGCAGAACCCCAACGGAUCUGUGUCCGGUUCAGCGCUGGUGGAUGGCAACGCCGGGGCAAAUAGUUUAAGGGAACACGCACUGAAUUCUCCAUUGUACAAUGUUUCCAACCUAUCACACCCCUCGACGCCGAUGUCGUCCGGUGGCAGUGGACUACUGAACCACAGCAACCACCAGUCCAACAAUCUGAACUCGUCGAAUUCGGCGGCCAAUCUGAGCGGGGGAAGCAAUAGCAGCCAACUGCUCAGCGGGGAUGGUCCACCCACGCCCACCCAGGAAAUGGACCUGGUGUUACCGGACCAUCGGAAGAUGGACGGUACGAGCACGACCACGACAAGUGCCGUGAGCAGUCUGCAGGGAGUGAUGACAUCGUCCCAAAGUGGCCGAUCUCAAGGACCGAAUCUGACACCCAGUUUAGCGAAGUACUUCCGGGCAGAUUUGAUAUCCCAUGUGACGGGAUGGCCGUCGGAAAUACUGGAAAAGACGUUGGCUUGUGCCGUGAUGUUGCUUCCGUUUCAGGUCCAGAAAAUGUCGGAGGAGGCCCACAUUCUCGGUGAUCUACAGUGCAGCAAAGUAUCGGCAGAUUUAAAAUGUGCUAGGAGUGUAGUUAGAAUAACGGAAAUAACGGCGACGCUGCAAGAACAGAAAAUUAUGUAUCUACGACAACAAAUUCGUAGAUUAGAAGAGCUGAAAUCGGAGAACUCUUUUAUGUCUGAUGAUCUAUAGCGCUAUUAAAUACAAAGUUAAAUUUAUAUAAAAAAUACAAAAAAAUCUUUACAAAAAAAUGACUAAACAAAAACUAGAAAUCAUCCUUUCUUUUCAAAGGAGGAUAAAAAUUACACUACCUAACUGGGAUGCAUGUUAUACACUGCAAUACAAAAACCGAUUGAUACAAAAUUAAAACAUCAACAAAUACAGAAACAAAUUAAAACCGAAAAGUCAAAGUCAAGCUAACUCACACAUCAAUGUAUAAAGCUAGAGGGAAAUUUUUAAAUAAAUAAAAUAUCCUGCUCUGAAAUCUAUUGAGUCGACAGAAUGCUAGAAGGUGGAGGAGAGGAUGCUGAAUUGUGCAAAUAACGCAUACCCAUACACAAAUAAAAAUACAUACAUCAUAGUCCUUCCGCAUCAUACACACUAACUCACUUACACUCACUCAUAAAUUUGCGCAGAGAUUCACUCGAACACAGUGUUACACUUUUACCCGUUGGUAAUUUUCUAGGACGACUGAAGAUAUAAAGCAAAUCGUACGAAUCAUCAAAGGAUAUGAUUUUAAACUGUUAUUAUUAUUAUAUUUAUAUGAAAUAUGACAAAGUUUUGUUCUUUUUUUCGUUUCAAAAAAUAAAACUAAUCCCGUGAAGCAAAAAAAGGAGAAUCGAAACUUGUUUAAUGUUUUCUAGAAAAUGUUCUAACGAAAAAAAAAUGUAAAUCCAUGAAAUUGACAAAAAAUCAUUCAGUAGCAUAGAUCGAUGAAAAAGUUAUAAUCAGCCCCCACAUCCCCCUGUCUUUGAAAAAAAAAUAAGAACUGCAUUCGUGCCGGGAAGAGUACGUCGGCAAUAUCUCUACUACACUCUGUUAGGGCCUCACGAAUAGUGAUGAAGAGGAUGUUCAUGAUGAACACGAUGGAUGUUGAAUGACGUUCUUCCGCGAACAUUUUGGUGAACAAAGUUGGAAAACUUGAUGAAUGAAACGUAAAAGAUUAGAAGGAAGCGAACUGAUUCGCGUUAGAAACAGCACUUUCUAGAGGAAAAACAAGUAAAAUACAAAAAUGCUAAAAAGUAGUCUAAAUAUUCAUGUAUAUUUCAUUAAAUUGUAAGUUACUCUAAGGACAAAACAGUAAAAGCGUAAAAUCAAUUAAACAAACAAAAAACUGUUGACAAAUGAAACAGAAAAAAAAACUUCAGAGCAAAACGCGUUGGAGGACCGUUGAACACAUCAGUUUUAAAGCAGCGCUUGACAUGCGUUCAAUCCGUCGUCGUUGGAAAAGAUGCAAUUUUCUUUUUACGAAUAAAUAUUAUCGGAGGUACACUUGCAUAACAGAUAAACAAGCAAAAAUAAAACAACACACAACUACUGCAAAUAAACCAAUCUAUCGGGAAAUCAAAUUAAUCUAACUUAUCGAAAAGUAACUAAAGGAAAAAAUAGAAAACUCGGAAAUAGCAAAGCAGAUGAUACCACACGCAAACAAAGUGGACUGAUAACACAUCGACUGACGACGACAGCACAUGGUUAACGGACGCGGACCGACGGACGAACGGGGACAGUGGUAAGCAGCAAAAUUUUACAUCUGGAUCCAUCUCUUUGAUAUAAACAAAAGAAAACAUGGAAUAUAAGUCAUAGGGAAAAUAGUGAAGUUUAGUAAUAUGAAAUAAUACAACAAAGUAUAUUUAAAUCAAGUGAA